This is a messenger RNA of Coregonus sp. 'balchen', 2898 nucleotides long. The record is from the annotation of a GenBank genome assembly. NCBI's taxonomy places the organism in Eukaryota, Metazoa, Chordata, Actinopteri, Salmoniformes, Salmonidae.
AUGCUUGCCUUUGCGGAGAAAGUCUUUGCAUCUGAGACCAAAGGUGAGGGCGUCCGCGAUGAGAUCUCCAUGUUUGAAGUGCAAGAUGACUGUCCCAUCCUUCAACAGGAAAUGGCCCACCAUCUGCACACCGAUGAAGAUACUGACAAACGGUGGGUAGUAGUUCCUAGAUCUUUUUUUUCUUAAUGUGAACUGUCCACCAAUGGUAGCAUCCUUUGCCUUACCACUAAAUCCACUGUUUGUCUGUCCCUCCUCCCCCUCUUCCUCUGCAGUAAGAAGAGACAGCAGAAGUGUCGCAUCAUGACUUUACCUUCGUCCAUGAGCAACCAGGCCAGGAAGGUGCUGGCCCCUGUGGCGGAGGUGUUGUUGGACACCCCAACCUACCUAGAAGUGCCUGACUUCCAGAGAGUGGCCAUCAUUGGAGACUACGCCUCUGGGGUAUUAUAUCUUAGCUAUGUAGCCUACGUUUCUCUCUUAUCCAGGUUAGUCUUAUGGAGAUCAAAUUAAGAGAGACCUGGUCCAAGAUGUCAGCGGGGUCCAACAGGAUGGACUUCGCUCAUAAACUCAUAAAUAACACAUUAUGUAUGUCUCCACUUCCCUCUCUCCUCCUCAAAUAGCAGCAGAAUUAAUUGAAGUCUCAUUGACCAUGUUUACAUGUUGUGGAGCAGUGUCCUUAUUGACAGGGGUUAAACUAAGCUGGAUGUUGGAGGAGUAGCAUGGCUGCCCAUGCCCCUGGGUGUGAACUUGACCGUUAUGGCUAGUAUGUGUCUCUGGGUCUGGGCAUUGACCUCCUGUAGGGAAGCCUCUUCACAGGAAUAGAUCCCUCUGGACUGGAAACUAGGAGCCCAGCAAAGGUUGUCUGGGUUUAAGUUUCAAGAAUGUGGCUCUGACAUUUACAGAGAGAAAUCAUAAGGAGGAGGUGGAGCUUGCUUAUCAAACUGCUUGUAGCUCACUUUCCCAACUUAAGCACAACUACAUAACCCACUUAUCAAUAUUACAUAAUAAUUUGGUCCGUUGUGAACGACUGACGACUUGCUGACAAUUAUCAAUUUGUGUUAGAUCAGUGAUUACUUCAAGGAAUGGAGGGAUGGAAGGAUGCAUUGGAACAGGGCCCUUAUUACAUAAUUCCCCUCUCUACUCUUAGGUGACCAUGGAUGACUUUGAGCUGUCCUGUAAGGGUGUGUACCGUGCUCUGACCAUCAGAGAGAAGUACAUGAGGCUGGCCUACCAGCGCUUCCCCCUCACCACAUCCCAGUAUCUGAGGGAAAUUGAGGGAGAGCCCUUUAAGCCUGAACACACAGUGCAACCAGGUAUGCAGACUAGGCUGACAAGUGUGAACAUAAUAGAGAGGGAAUGUCUGGGAUAUGCAUGCAGUAGUUUUCGUGACAGACUAUUACUACCAAGAAAGUGUCUAACAGCUUCCUGUAUAGCACUUUGUGACAUCUGCUGAUGUAAAAAGGGCUUUAUAAAUACAUUUGAUUGAUUGAUUGAUUUUGUUUGCCAGUCUUCACAUCGCCACCCAAGAAGGGUGAGGACCCCUUCAACACAAAGUGCUUGCCUGAGAACCUGAGCUGGGUAGCCCGUAUGAAGGACGGUGUCAUUUAUACAUACAAAGACGCGGCAGCGGCCGACCAACACAAACCCAUUGAGAACAUGCCUGCCCCUGACUACAUCACCUUCAUCGACGACAUGAACUUCCUCAUCGCUCUGAUUGCACAGGGCCCAACGUGAGUCUUACUGCACGACUAGCUACAGAAUUGUUAACGGAAUAUGUGAUGCUCCAUACCCAUUACAGCUUGGCUAAUGGAAAGCCUCGAAAGGAAUUUUUCAACUAACCUGCUCUUGGCGAUACUUUCUUCGUUCUUGAUUCAGUAAAAAGUGUAUGUUAUAAAUGUCCGUGUCCAGUUGCAGGUGGUUCUCCAAAAAACAGAGACUAUUCAGAAAUAUAUUAAAUCCACGUUUUGGAUCGAGUGUGAAAUGCCUCUUGGAUGUGUGUAGAUCUUUGUUUUGGUCACACUGUUUGACGCACUCAUCUACUUCUACACGUGGCUGCAGCCGCAUCACAUUGAAAUGACUAGUUCCUGCAAAGAUGUUGGGAAAUGCAAGAUCUCUGGCAGCUAAAAUGGCGAGGGAAAUCCCCGCUCGGUGGAAACCGUGGAUUUAAUAUCUUUCUGAAUAUUCUCUGGUUUUAGAGAACCAAUUAGACACUGACAUGUAUAAGAUACAGUUUUUACCGAAUCAAGAACAAAGAAAGUAUUGCCAAGAACAGGUUAGUUGAAAAAUUCCUUGCAAGGCUUUCCAUUAGCCAAGCUGUAAUGUGUAUGGAGCAUCACAUAUCCCGUUAACAAUUCUGUAGCUACUGCACGACGGGAGAUCAACUCCAACACAGCAGAGUCACAGCACUAUGUAUUUACAGGAUGUACUGGCUUUUGAUCCAACCCUGCUCUAACACACCUGAUUCAACUAAUUCUGAUCUAAAUUUAACACCAUGAUUAUUUGAAUCAAGUGAGUGAGGCUGCGUUUACACAGGCAGACCAAUUUUGAUUUUUAUUUUCCACUAAUUGGUCUUUUGACUAAUCAGAUCAGCUCUUUUGCCAAUAAUUGGGCAAAAGAUCAGAAUUGGGCUGCCGGUGUAAACACAGCCUUAGUGCUGGUCUGGAACAAAUAAUCAAACAUAUGGACUACAUAUCACACCACGAAAUGUCUAACAACUUUACAAGUUCCACAUUACAUGUUUGCUUGUCCUUUUUGUCUCUCCUGGGUGGCAGUAAGACGUACACUCACCGUCGUCUGAAGUUCCUCAUGUCCAAGUUCAAUGUGCAUGAGAUGCUGAACGAGAUGGAGGAGCUGAAGGAGCUGAAGCUGAACCCCCACAGGGACUUCUACAACUGCAGGAAG